GAGUUCUUGGUGUUGAGCCUAGAAACGUCAUGAAGUUUAAUUCAAGAGAAGGGACUGAGCUGAUGAAAAAUGGUUCGAAACACCAUCAUAGCCUUUACUUCCCUGAGUUUUAUUCUAACAGACUGGAGUGAUCGAUUUUAUUGUAUGCAACUGCAAGGGUCAAAAUCUUAAAACGGAGUUCUUUAAUUCAAUUUCAUUUCUUCAGCACUACGCCACUCUCGUCUCAGCAGAUCCCCACGGUAUAAGAUUUCAUUCCUACUCCCUCUUCCUCCUCAAACCUUGCGCCAAUCGCCAUGGAUUCUCCAUCACUAGAAGUUAAUGAAAUCAAUGUGAUCACCCUUAACUGUUGGGGUCUUAAGUUUAUCUCUGACCUACGAAAUGAACGACUUACGGAAAUUGGGAAAGCCAUUGGGUCUGCAAGCCCUACACCCCAUAUAGUUGGCCUGCAAGAGUGUUGGACACAGGAAGAUUACAAGAGUAUACGAAAGGAAACGAAACAUAUUUUACCUUAUGGAAAGUUUUAUCACAGUGGCAUAUUUGGAGGGGGGUUGGCAAUUUUGUCUAAAUGGCCAAUCGAAGAGAGCUCUAUGUUCAGGUAUCCUCUAAAUGGUAGGCCUACUGCGUUUUUCAGAGGUGAUUGGUUCGUUGGAAAGGGCGUUGCUGGUGCGAGAAUUCGAUACGGAAAAGGUCCAAAAGAUAUUAUGGAGGUUUUCACCACACAUCUCCACGCACCAUACGAAACAGAACCAAACGACUCAUAUAUCUGCCAUCGAACCGCACAAGCAUGGGAAAUAGCAAAACUUAUGAGAGGCGCCGCAGAGCGUGGACAUUUAGUUCUUGGCCUAGGAGAUUUCAAUAUGAUACCACUAUCCCUCGCCCAUCGACUCAUUAGUACACAUUCACCUGCUCGAGAUGUCUGGAUGGUCUUGCAUCCUGAUUGCUCUAUCGGUGCGGCGGUUGAUGAAGUCGAAAAGGCUCGAAGACGCCCAAUACCAACUGCCGAAUUCAAUUUAUCGGAAAACGGUGCAACUUGCGAUAGCGUAUUGAACACUUGGCGUUGGAGUAAAGGAGAACAAAAACGUCUUGGUCCAAAUCGUCCCGAGAUUGAGAUUCCAGGUGAUACACCUGACCCUCGUGCAAAACGACUAGACUAUAUUUUCGCCAACACGUGUUUCGAUGAAAGCAAUCCAUCAGCAGGAGGAUGGAUAGUAAAAGAUGUACGUGUUGGCAUGCUGCAACGACAUUCCAAAUAUCAAUGCUCAUUGAGUGAUCAUUUCUCCGUCGAAGCAACAUUGGUACAUACAAAAUAUGCAUCACCAACCGAACAAACAAUAAAUAAUAAAUCUGCCGUAUCUAAUGGCGUCUACCUCCAAACCGCCCCCUCAGAAUCUCAUCUUCUCAGCGCUCAUACACAACUCAAAACUUCAUCAUCAUCACCCUACCUGCCUAUCUCAACAUACGAUGAAAUUAUCGCCAUGAUUCAUGUCUACCGACUUCGAGAGCGCCGUCAAAGACGUCUUCGUUUAGGUCAUUUCGUCGCUUCGGUAUUCAUUAGUAUAGGUUGUUUUAUAGCUGUUUGGUGGAGUCCUCGAAAUUUUGUUGCAUUUAUACUUAUGUUGUUGAGCAGUUUGGGACUUGGAGCGGGCGUUAUCGAUGGAUUGAUCGGGGGUCUUUUUGUAGGGAGUGAGAUUAGAGCACUUAAGGAGUUUGAAUGGGAAAUUAGUAAUGCAAGGGCGGCGGCUAAUGGGGAACCGCUUGAUCUCACUGAGGAGGGAAUUCAGGAUUGGUAGUCCUUUUCUGUGGGAGGGGUGGAAGGAACUGGGGAGUAUUAAUGUUUAAUUGGUAAAAAGAAACCUGCGGGGUAUAUUACUAGUGGAUCAUGUUUAAUUCGGGUAUCUUUUAUGCUGCUGCGAAUAAUUGUAAUAUACGCAAACGAGCAUUUUUUCUUCAAUGUACCGUGUUUUUCUCCCGCUCGCUGUUUCCUUCUUUUUACCUCCCACAAAAUCUCCUUUUCACA
Botrytis cinerea B05.10 is the source of this 2017-nucleotide messenger RNA. It is a transcript of the gene Bcisc1, whose product is annotated as Bcisc1. Gene Ontology annotation, molecular function: sphingomyelin phosphodiesterase activity. Lineage: Eukaryota; Fungi; Ascomycota; Leotiomycetes; Helotiales; Sclerotiniaceae. Gene Ontology annotation, cellular component: cytoplasm. The transcript has 2 exons. Bases 294 to 1790 code for a protein of 498 amino acids. The record is from RefSeq and is a predicted model, not a curated record.